GGAAGGGGGGUCUGAUGCAGGGGCUCCCAGAGGACCAUGCAGGGGUGUGGCUGGCCUGGCCUGACAGCCCCCCUCCCAGUGGGGGUGGAUGGAACUCGGCCCUGGGCAGGCUCCUGUCGCUCCAAGCCCCCAACCCCAGGCAGGCAGCGGCAGCUGAGGGAGCCGUGGGGAGGGCUCAGGCAGCCCCAGGGCCUGGCCAAACCACAGGAGCCAGGAAUCUCAGCCCAUCCAGGUUGCAUGGGGACAGAUACCUCCCAAUUCAAAACUUCCCAAGAAUCUGAAUGGAAGCAGGGCCAGGUCCUCACCAGAAUCCAACCAGAUUGGUAUAACGUCAAACAGAAGUCUGGACAAAAGCCCCAGGUGCUGCACCCUGACGAUGCAUGUGACCAGGGACCACUCCUCACCUCUCUGCAGAUUUCUAUCUUUAUCUGCCAAAAAGAAAACUCUCUGGGUUCCAGCCACCCGACGUUGGAGCCUAGGGAGGCCUGGAUGGAACCCUCCUCUUGCCACCACUUCCCUCUGUCUGGCAAGCUGAGGGGAGGCAGGUAUGUUUGCACAGAUGUGUGGCCGGGGUGUGCAAAUCGUCUGAGGAGAGGGCGUGGUGCUGGUACAUUCCUGCUCCACCAGGUCCUUGGCGAUUCUGUAGACCCCUCCCCACCCUGACUUCCCCCAUCAGCUACAGGACAGGACUCUUGCUUCUAUAAUUCCUGGGAAGUCCUUCCGUCUGUCUAGCCCUCCUUCCUUCUUUUCAGUUGCCAGCAGCCUCUCCUGGGCACCAGGGAAAUUAAGUGGCCUCCCUCCUGCAGCCCCGACUAUUCUCCUCACUUGCAUCACAGGGAAUCUCUCAGCCCCAUCCUCAGAACUCCUAGUAAUACUGUGAAAAUUAAGGCUACCUUAAAUAUUCUAAUCUUAUAACAAUUUUGCUCCAAUCAACAUCUAAACAUGCCCCAGACCACCCAGCAGCCUGGUUGGUGGUUUUGGGUCGGGGGCGAGCUCCUGAAGGGAUGGAGGGCAGAGGGCUGCUCUCGGGCUUGGGCCUGGCUCUGGAGAGGCUCCCUGGGAGGAGGUCUGUAGGUCACUGGGUCCCUCCCGUGCUCUCUCCUCGCCUGCCCACGCUGAGUCCCUUCCCCUUCCUCCCCUCCCCUCAGGCAGCCUGGGAAGCAUGGCAGGCCAUGGUUGGAGUCUCCUUAUACUCUCUCCUGAACUGCUGGGCUCAGGGGCUGAGGACUGGUGAUGCUCC
Molecule: messenger RNA, 1240 nt
Organism: Manis javanica (Malayan pangolin)
Lineage: Eukaryota; Metazoa; Chordata; Mammalia; Pholidota; Manidae
Source: RefSeq, a predicted model, not a curated record